AUGGGUAUUAGAGGAUUGAACAGAUUAGUGGCGGAAAAUGCGCCCAAGGCAAUUCGGUCAAACGAAAUGAAAUCCUUCUUCGGGAGGAAAAUCGCAAUAGAUGCUUCCAUGUGCUUAUACCAGUUUUUAAUUGCCGUUAGACAGCAGGAUGGAAGUUCGCUUACGAACGAUGCGGGUCAUACGACAUCACAUUUGAUGGGAUUCUUUUACAGGACGAUUAGAAUGGUUGGCUAUGGAAUAAAGCCAUGCUAUGUGUUUGAUGGUAAGCCACCAGUUAUGAAAGGUGGAGAACUAGAAAAAAGACUCAAAAGACGUCAGGAUGCCGAAGAAAAGGCAACCAAGGCCAAAGAGGCGGGAGAGGCACAAGAAUUACAGAAAUUUCAGAGAAGAACAGUUCGUGUGACACGAGAACAGAAUGAAGAAGCUAAGCAUCUUUUGAGACUGAUGGGUAUUCCAUAUGUUGAGGCACCAUGUGAGGCAGAAUCGCAAUGUGCUGAACUUGCCAAAGCGGGAAACGUGUACGGUGCUGCAUCUGAGGAUAUGGACACGCUUUGCUACCAGCCCACCGUUUUACUGCGUAAUGUGACUGCUGCCGAGAGCAGAAAGCUUAAAAUAGACCAGUACGACAUCAAGGAGGUGUUAAAAGGAUUUGACAUGACGAUAGAAGAGUUUGUGGAUAUGUGCAUUCUCUUGGGUUGCGAUUACUGCGAGACAAUUAGAGGUGUUGGUCCAGUGACCGCGACAAAAUUGAUAAGGAAGUACAAGUCUUUGGAGAAAAUAGUUGAUGCGAUAAAGCAAGACCCGAAGAGCAAGUUCAAGGUGCCGGAUAACUGGCCAUACAAAGAGGCAAGAGAGCUAUUUUUGCAUCCCGAGGUGAAACCAGGCUCGGAAAUAAACUUAAAGUGGGAAGAGCCGGAUGUAGAGGGGUUAGUGCAAUUUAUGGUGAAAGAGAACGGAUUCAGUGAACAGAGAAUUCGAGACGGUGCUGCCAAGUUGAAAAAGGCACUUAAAGGAGGAACCCAGGGCAGAUUGGAUGGAUUUUUCAAGGUUUCAGGCUCCGUCAGUUCAGGCAAGAAAAGAACUGCUUCUGAUUCCAAGGAUAAGAAGAAGAAGAGGAAAACUGGACGUUCUAGGCGUUAA
Molecule: messenger RNA, 1140 nt
Organism: Brettanomyces bruxellensis
Lineage: Eukaryota; Fungi; Ascomycota; Pichiomycetes; Pichiales; Pichiaceae
Gene: FEN1
Product: Elongation of fatty acids protein 2
Exons: 1
Coding region: 1-1140 (379 amino acids)
Cellular component (GO): nucleus; cytoplasm
Molecular function (GO): 5'-flap endonuclease activity; DNA binding; 5'-3' exonuclease activity
Source: RefSeq, a predicted model, not a curated record